Messenger RNA from Platichthys flesus (European flounder), 7970 nucleotides. RefSeq names its product C-myc promoter-binding protein-like. Lineage: Eukaryota; Metazoa; Chordata; Actinopteri; Pleuronectiformes; Pleuronectidae. Gene Ontology annotation, cellular component: cytoplasmic vesicle; ESCRT I complex. The transcript is spliced from 34 exons. The record is from RefSeq and is a predicted model, not a curated record. Gene Ontology annotation, biological process: regulation of Rab protein signal transduction. Gene Ontology annotation, molecular function: protein binding. Bases 266 to 6256 code for a protein of 1996 amino acids.
CAAGAUGGCGGCGGAGCGGACAGCCGGCUCCUCUCGGUGACUGACAGCAGAAGCGCCUUUCUUCUCCCGGGGUUCGAACAGUUCACGGUCACAGGAGGAGAACCACACAGAUAGAACCGGACCCAGUUGAUAAAACCCCCGCGGUCUCCUCCGCCUCUCGGCCCCGGGACUGUGAUGAGCCAGCCCCGGUAGACGACACCGGCCGGGCGGACUUGUGAGGACCGAUUUGACGCUCGCUAACGGGGGCAGUUGGCGGGGAUGGGAGAUGAUGGAGGACAAAGGCCCUCGUGUAGCCGACUACUUCGUGGUGGCCGGUCUGACGGACUCGUCCAAGCCGUUGGACCAGGAGAUCCACUUUGACGAUGUCUGCCACAAGACGGCCAAGCCCAAAGCGCCCGUCACCGACGUGGCCCUGGUCAUCCGCUCCAUGGGCGAGGAGGUGCCGCCGGGGUUCACCUGCAUCGAGACCACGCCCGGCGGCCAUUCAGCCGACCUGAACAACGGCGGCCUCAUGGCGCCGCAGAUCUUCAUCUGCUACAGGAGAGGUCGUGACAAGCCGCCGCUCACUGACCUGGGUGUGCUGUUCGAGUGGAAGGAGCGACUGAAGCAGGGCUGCCACCUCAUCCAGACCACGCCCUCCGGCCGGCCGGCCAACAUCAGCGGCAACUCCUCUCAGCGCAUCUACGUCACGUACCGCCGGGCGCCGGAGAGUCAGCCGCACGCCGCCCUGGCCGUCACAGACAUCUGCAUCAUCGUGCCGAGCAAGGGGGAGUCACCGCCGCACACCUUCUGUAAGGUGGAGAAGAACCUCAACAGCAGCAUGUGGGGCUCGUCUGUUUACCUGUGUUACAAGAAGUCUGUGGCCAAAACCAACAUGAUCGCCUACAAAGCAGGUUUAUUCAGCAGAUAUCCAGAGGAGGACUAUGAGUCCUUCCCGCUGCCGGAGUCGGUCCCUCUCUUCUGCCUUCCCAUGGGCGCCACGAUCGAGUGUUGGCCGGCAAAAACCAAAUACUCCCUCCCUGUGUUCUCCACCUUCGUCCUCACAGGAGCCUCUGGAGAGAAGGUGUACGGUGCUGCCAUCCAGUUCUACGAGCCCUUCCCAGAGGAGUGCCUGUCCGAUCAGCAGCUCUCCCAGCUCGGCCUCCUGAGCCUGGAUCCACCCGAGCCCUCCUCCGCCUCCCCGAACCCCGCGGCUUCACCCAGCGGCCACACCACCGACCCCCGCCUGGUGCACACCAACAAGUGCAUCUGCCUGCUCUCUCACUGGCCCUUCUUUGAUGCUUUUCGCAAGUUCCUCACAUUCCUGUACCGCUACUCCAUCUCCGGCCCUCAUGCCCUGCCCAUCGAGAAGCACAUCUCGCAUUUCAUGCACAAAGUUCCCUUCCCCUCGUCUCAGAGGCCUCGCAUCCUGGUGCAGCUUUCUCCUCAUGACAGCCUGAUGCUGAGCCAGCCGGUAUCUUCUCCUUUACCGCUCAGUGGUGGCAGAUUUUCCACGCUGCUCCAAAACCUGGGACCAGAGAACGCCAUCACGCUGCUGGUGUUCGCCGUCACCGAACACAAGAUCCUGGUGCACUCGCUCCGACCGGCCGUGCUGACCAGUGUCACCGAAGCACUGGUGUCUAUGAUCUUCCCGUUCCACUGGCCGUGUCCCUACAUCCCUCUGUGCCCCCUGGCGCUGGCCGACGUGCUGAGCGCCCCCUGUCCUUUCAUCGUGGGAGUGGACUCUCGCUACUUCGAUCUCUAUGACCCCCCGCCAGAUGUGAGCUGCGUGGACCUGGACACAAACACCAUCUUCCACAAUGAAGAUAAGCGAGCGCUCACAUGGAAGAUCCUGCCAAAGAAAGCCUGUAAAAACCUGAUGAAUGUGCUGAGCAAUCUCUACCAGCAGCUGCUCGACGGUCAGCAGCGACCCGACGGGCUGCUGGAGCUGAGCAUGAGCGACUCGUCGGAGCUGAGCUGUGGGAAGAGCCUCCACACGCUGGAGCUGGAGAUCCAGGAAGCCUUCCUGCGCUUCAUGGCAGCCAUCUUGAAGGGCUACCGGUCCUUCUUACGACCCAUCACCCAGGCGCCGUCCGAGAAAGCCACAGACGCCAGCUCGCUCUUUGACCUACAAGGCUUCUUGAAAAGCCGCGACCGCUCUCACCAGAAGUUCUACUCGCUGAUGACCAAGACCCAGAUGUUCAUCCGCUUCAUCGAGGAGUGUUCGUUCGUCAGCGACAAAGACGCCAGCCUGGCGUUCUUCGACGACUGCGUGGACAAGCUGUACAACUCAGAGCGGAGUGCAGACAAAGGAUCUAAGGUGGACGGUGAGAAGCCGGAGGAGUCCAGGCUGAUGGAGUUUGAUGAAUCCCAGCGCAGUGAGCACACGGUGUUCAUCACACCUCCAGAGCUGCCCCCCCUGCCCGAGGGGGAGGAGCACCCGCUCUGCUACAGGUACGAUGGUUUCCCAGUGCUGAGUCUUGACCUCUUUGACCCCAUGGAGGGGCUGCGGACGCCCUCCUCCCGCCUCGCUGCCAGACACAGCUGCCCCACCAGCCCUGCCCCCAUGUUUAGACGCACCAAGCAGGAGAUCAAAUUGUCCCAGAAGAUUGCAAAGAAGUACUCGUCCAUUCCUCAGCAGUGGUCCAAGUGUCUGCUCCGUCACUGCUACGGCCUGUGGUUCAUCUGUCUGCCGGCGUACGUGAAGGUCUGCCACUCCAAGGUGAGGGCCCUGCGCACCGCCUACGACGUGCUCAGGAAGAUGCAGGCCAAGAAGCUGCAGCCGCCGGACGAGGUGUGCUACCGGGUGCUGAUGCAGCUCUGUGGACAGUACGGUCAGCCGGUCCUGGCAGUCAGGGUCCUCUUUGAGAUGAAGAAGGCUGGAAUCCACCCCAACGCCAUCACAUACGGCUACUACAACAAGGCGGUGUUGGAGAGCACGUGGCCCUCCAGCACCAGAGGAGGUUACUUCCUGUGGAUGAAGCUGAGAAAUGUGGUCCUGGGCGUGGCACAGUUCAAACAGGCUCUACGCCGGCAGGGCCCCGUCACCCAGAGCCCUUUGUCAGAUGGCAGCGACCUGGACGCUGUGAGUCACGGCAGCCUGGAGAGCUCUGCCGACACUAACCCGGCCGAGCAGGGCCCCUACGCCGCCGGCUCCGUCAAAGUAGACCCCACUGACGAUAGAUCUAGCACAGGAGACCAGUCAGAUCUGGGUUAUAACUCGCUGUCCAAAGAGGAGGUCCGCAGAGGAGACCCCAGCUCCCAGGACGCUGCCCCCGACAAGGACGAGAAGAAGGAGAGCGACUGCAGCUCCCUAUCUGAGACGGAGAGCGCCAAAGGAAGUAAAGACUGCCUCCCUCAGCUGGACGUGGAGGUCCUCUCCUCCUUCAGGCCGCGGGGCAUCGUGCGCAGCAGCUGUGCGUUUGACGACUCGUCCUGUAAACCCAAGAGCUCCGUGAGCACAGGACACGUGGCAGGUCUCCUCUUCACCUCCUCCCUGGAUGAGAUCUGCGAGGUCCAGACCAACAGUCUGCUCAGGAGACACCGGAGCGCUCUGGAAGAAGUGGUGGGCAGCGCCGGCAGCGGCUCGGCCCUCGAGUGGCCGGGGGUCAGGGGUCGCCGUCUGAGCGGAGACACGCUGGGCAGCAGCGGCAGCGGCACCCCCGUCCUCGGCCUGGGUAUGAGCCAAGGUGAAACGGACCCAGAUAAGAUCGCGGGUCAUCUGGGCGCCGAUGCCAGAAUCCUCUCCGCUGUCAACUUCAGUAAAAACAAGAGGCCUCGUUCGCUGGCUUUUGUCGGAUCAGAGGGCGCCGCUGGACGUCUGGAUCACAGGGAGGAGGACGAGGAGCUGGAGGGACAGGACUCCAGUGAUGAGGACAGAAGUAACACAGAGGCCAUCUUUGAUUUGGAGGAUCUGGAUUUAGACAAGCCUGCGAUCGGCGUCAACGCUCAUCAGAGCCACAGACACAAGAAGCUGGUGGGACGCAGCGCCAGCUCCGGGGCCAUGAUCCCCGGGACGUCCGGAGGAGCAGUGAAGCGCACGGGCAUCGAGAUGGGCUACGACCCUCUGUCCCUGCUGGCUGCAGAGUCCCAGUCCGAGCAGCCGGGGGAGCAGCCGGGGGAGGAUCGGUACCCAGACGGUGAUGAGGGGAGCACGCCGAGCGCCGGAAGGCACCUGGCCAGGGAGAUCGAGCUCUACAUGAACCACAUGGGCAGCCCGCUGACCAGCCGCACGCCCAGUCUGGACCUGCAGGACCCAGCCAGCCCCCUCCUCCUCCACCCCUCCUCCAUGUCCGGCCCCCGCAGAGCCAGCCUGCCCCACAGCUCCUCCCACAGCUCCUCCCUCAGGACGGCUGGAGUCCCACGCUCCUGCACGUUCCACCCGCCCUCGCCCUCCCACCCCAUCUCACGCCAGCGUCUGUGGUCGUCCCCCCCGCGUCGCAGCUCCAGCACCACCCCCAGCCUGAGCCCUCGCCCCUCCCCCUACAGAGAGAGGGCGGACAGGAUGAGCCUGGUGUCGCCUUCACCGUCCUCCUCGUCCUUCGCUCUGGACACUCUGCUCACGCCAACGCUGGACGUCUUCAAAACCAGUGUGGUCUCUGCUGGGAAGGGGGUGGCAGAGAAGGCCAGCCGCUGGUACUCUCGUCUGGCCACCUACACCACACCCACCAAGGACGGUUACGGGGACCGGCUGAGUGUCGGGGAACCGGACGGCUCGUCUCUGCUGGAUGAGGAAGACGGCCGGGGGUCGGAGAGCUCCGUGGUCUCUCCACAGAGGAACGGGCCCUCUGGUCCCUCGGGCCCCCGGCGCAGCCCCCGGCGCAGCCGACUGGACAGCCCCCCCGCCGGCUCCCGCCGAAUGAGACCCACGUCCCUGCUGCCCGGAGGCGUCCUCUCGCCCCCCGGCUUCUCUCUGCCGGACAAGUCGGACGCCGGCUCCUCCCACUACACCAGCAGCACCAGCAUCUUCAACAACUACGCCAUGGAGCUGCUGAUCUCCAGCUGCUCUCGCUGUAAGACCUGUGACUGUCUGGUGUACGACGAGGAGAUCAUGGCCGGCUGGACGGCGGACGACUCCAACCUGAACACCACCUGCCCCUUCUGUGGAAACCCCUUCCUGCCUUUCCUCAAUGUGGAGAUCAGGGACAUGAGGGGACCCGGCAGACUUUUCCUGAAGGGCAGUCCGUCAGUGGACGAGGCGAUGACGUCAUCGUACUCCGCCUCCACGGGUUUCGACACGGGGACGUCCACCUUGUCCACACCCUGUCCCGUAACAGCCGUCUCCCCCCCAUUCCCCAUGGUGGCUGUCCAGGAGUCCUCGGGCGAUGGAAGGACCAGAGCAUCCAGGGCUCAAGGUAUCAACAUCCCCUCAGGAUGCCGGCAGGGCAUGGCGCCCCCUGGAGCAGCCAUGGCCCGCAGCGUCAGCACCUUCAAUCCUCUGGAGGAAGCUUCCCGACCCGGCCGCUGCGUGCCCACGUCCGGCAGCCUGCCCAGCCGCCUCAAUGAGACAUCGGAUCCACUGAACAUGGAGUGGCGGCUCCACAACCCGGAGCCCGUGACCGUGCCCUACCUGAGUCCUCUGGUGCUGUGGAAGGAGCUGGAGAGUCUCCUGGAGAACGAGGGCGACCCGGCCAUCACCGAGGCCGACAUGGUGGACCACCAUCCCAUCAUCUACUGGAACCUGGUGUGGUACUUCAGACGACUGGACCUGCCCAGCAACCUGCCCGGACUCAUCCUCACGUCCGAGCACUGCAACCGAGACUCUCAGGUUCCUCGUCACUGGAUGUCUGAGGACAGUAAACACGUGUUGAUCCAGAUCCUGUGGGACAACCUGAAGCUGCACCAGGACCCCAUCCAGCCGCUCUACAUCGUCUGGAACACCUUCAGGCUUAAUUGUACUCUGUUGUUAGAGAAUGUCGGCUACCCUCUGUCCCGGCCGGUCCCGGAGGAGGAGAAGCCGUUCAGCGAGGAGCUGCUGCAGAGCGUGGUGAAGAACAUCCAGAGGAACGACCUCAGCCGGCCGAUGGCUCAGCUGCUGCAGCUGCUGAACCAGACGCUCGGGGUCAAGAGGCAAAGGAGUUUGUACAGAGACGUCCUCUUCCUCUCCCUCGUGGCUCUGGGCAAAGACAACAUCGACAUCGACGCCUUCGACCGGGAGUACAAGCUGGCGUACGACCGCCUGGUGCCGGGCCUGGUGAAGCUGACCCACAACUGUGACCGUCCUCCCAGCACCGGGGUCAUGGAGUGUCGCCGGACGUUCGGCGAGCCUUACCUGUGAACCCCCCCCCCCCCCCCCCCAUCGUCGAACGCUUGGAGACGAGCUCAGGAAGCCUGUUGGCAGACUGUGAAUGUGAACUCAGAGAUCAGAGCGGUGGAGUGAGGUCAGCGUGAUGUAGCCUGAAACCCGACUCGUCACUUCUCCACACGACGGCUCGACUCCGUGACGAAGGGAAGUCGACGCCCAGCGAUCGGACACGUCCAUCGUUCAACUGGUUUCUCUGGAAAUCCUGUGAAAUCGAUUUAAGAACGGCGGCAGAGGGUUUCUUUUUCUUUUUCUUUUUUUUUAAUGCAGCAUUUAUAUUGUAUAGUCGCAGUAUAUGAAGACAUUUAGCAAUAUUUUAAUUUGAAGUCUAUUUAUACAGAGUCAGCUUUAUUUAUUCUAGCGACGUAUGAAUUCAUGUCUGUAAAUAAUUAACCACGUUUCCGAGGGGCAUGAAAACAAACAUUUACAUCGGAGCUGCGGUGAUAACGAAUGAGACGUUUGAUCCCUGAUUCAUCCUCUUUAUUCGUUGAGCUCGUUCUUGUCAGAUAAUAUUUCCGUGAUGAGUUGAAUCGAUUCUGAAUCUCCGGCUGCAGCUCUGAUGGAAACGUGUUCACGACCUUCUGAAGCCGCCUUGUUUCACGUCCCGCUGCUUUAACUGUCAUUUAAUUCUAAUGUAAAGUUCCACAAGUUUCAGUUUGUUUACACUUCAAUGACUUUUUAAAGUUUCCUCACGUUUCGUUAACCAAUCAGACGUCAGUGUUCCUGUGGAGGCCGGUGUGUGAUCAUGUGAUGCAGUUUACUCCUCUCGCCAGGAAAAUGGCCGACGGUUCCACAACCCAAUCCCCUGAAUCUCCUGAGAACCUGAUCUACGAAGCCGGUUAACUUUAAUACCACAAGAAAAACCUGGAACACACAAAACGAUUCAUCUCACUGUAAAAAAUGUCUGUCACAGGUUUUGUUUCUCACUUUCCUGCAGCUCUUUUGUCCUCGUCGGGAUCCUGUAGAUCUUCUCUCUGGUUUUGAUCUCUUAUCUUAAACUUAAACCGGCUCCUAUUAGCGCUUUAAAUCCAGAAUUUAUUAAAUCCACGACAUCUCAUGGAAACUGGUUGUGUAGUUUCAGAGUAAUCCUGACGACACCUGUGAAAACACAACGUCCUUCCGUGAUCAUAAAGAAUUGAGCUCAGAUCCUUUCUAAACUAUAACUGUAUUUUCUCUUUCAGUCAAACUUAUAUUAAUGUUUAAACAGAUUCUGGAUCAACUGGAUUUUUCAGCAGGUCGUUGUUUUCAUGCUUUGAUCAAACAUGACACGCUGGUUUCAGGAGGACGUCCAGGGUCAAACCUCGAGGGCGUCUCAUGAAUGUCAAACCAUGUGAGUGUGAGUGUGUGUGUGUGUGUUAGUGUGUGUGUGUGUUUUAUCAGUGGCAGAGGAAACCAAAACAGGGAAAGUCUGAAAUCUGCACUUUGACCCUUGACAGUGAACUUUCAGGAGGAAGCUCGUCUGUGGAUCUUUCUUUUGUUUGUGUUAGAAAAAGAAAUUUAAAAAAAAGUUGUACAAAUGACUGAUUUUGCAGAAUCUGGGCCGUGUACAUUAGAACUGGUCCUUUGUAGAAAUCUCGUUUUUGUAACGGUUGGUUCACGCCGACGUCCUGAGAGACGUGGGCCACGGUUCUGAACUGAGACCGGAUCUACAGGACGGAUGGACUGUCAAUAAAAUCAUGUACGAGCUCGA